Papilio machaon (common yellow swallowtail) is the source of this 2309-nucleotide messenger RNA. RefSeq names its product DNA mismatch repair protein Mlh1 (gene Mlh1). The transcript has 11 exons. Bases 159 to 2309 code for a protein of 716 amino acids. NCBI's taxonomy places the organism in Eukaryota, Metazoa, Arthropoda, Insecta, Lepidoptera, Papilionidae. Gene Ontology annotation, biological process: mismatch repair. The record is from RefSeq and is a predicted model, not a curated record. Gene Ontology annotation, molecular function: ATP binding; mismatched DNA binding; ATP hydrolysis activity. Gene Ontology annotation, cellular component: MutLalpha complex.
CAAAAUUAGCUAAACUGCCAUAGAGUUCUUGACUUUUACGCCAAAGGCCAAGUGUAGUAUCUCUUUGACUAAGAAAAAUGCGGGAAACGUCAAACCUAAAUUCUCUUGAUUAUUUUCGUUUUGUCAACUUAGUGUUAAUUAAAUAAUAUGAAACGAUAAUGGCAGAACCAGGAAUUAUUAGAAAAUUAGAUGAGAAUGUUGUGAAUCGUAUAGCUGCUGGUGAGAUUGUUCAAAGACCCGCCAAUGCUCUGAAAGAAUUAAUUGAAAACAGUUUAGAUGCAAAUGCUACAAACAUAAUAAUAACCGUUAAAGCGGGAGGCUUAAAAUAUUUACAGAUCCAAGACAAUGGUACUGGCAUUAGGCAUGAUAAUUUAGACAUUGUUUGUGAGAGGUUCACAACAUCCAAACUUCAACAAUAUGAGGACCUUCAGGAGAUCAGUACAUAUGGCUUCCGAGGUGAAGCCCUGGCUAGUAUCAGCUAUAUUUCACACCUCACUAUACUCACGAAGACAGCGGCUGAUAAAUGCGCUUAUAAGGCUUCAUAUGAAAAUAGUAAACUGAAAGGUCCAAUAAAGGCAUGUGCUGGUAACAACGGUACACAAAUAACUGUCGAAGACCUCUUCUAUAAUGUAUUAGCUCGUAAGAAGUCUCUCCGAAGUGCAACAGAAGAAUAUUCAUAUAUAAUGGAGGUUGUAGGUGGAUAUGCCAUACAUAAUAGUCAUGUUGGCUUCACGUUGAAGAAAUUCGGAGAGAAUACGGACAUCAAAACGUCUAUUAAGUCAACAGUGGUGGAAAAUAUUAGGAUUAUUCAUGGAAAUAACAUCGCCAGGGAGUUGUUAGAAAUUGAAUUAAAGGAUGAAACAUUGAAAAUGUCGCUGCAUGGAUUUGUUACUAAUGUCAAUUACUCACAUAAGAGAGGAACCAUGCUCUUAUUUAUAAAUCAUCGUUUAGUGGAUUCACAGAGUAUACGAAAAGCGGUGGAUUCCGUUUAUUCAACAUAUUUGCCGAAGAAUGCACAUUCUUAUGUCUACCUCAGUAUCGAACUAGAUCCAAGAAAUGUAGAUGUGAAUGUACAUCCAACAAAACAUGAAGUUCAAUUUUUGUAUGAAGAGCAGAUAAUUGACAAAAUUAAAUCUUGCAUUGAAGCAAAACUGCUCAGUUGUAAUUCAUCCAGGGUUAUGUAUACGCAGGCUCGUCUACCUGGCGCGACAAUGGUCGAUGAAAUUAUUAAAAAAACAACCGAUGGAGCAAAAAUUUACGCCAAAGAUUUAGUCAGAGUUAGUUCAGAUACACAGAAAAUUGAUAAAUUUUUCCAAAUCGCUUCCAAACGUAAUGAAAACGAAACAAAUAAUGCAAAAGAGACGGAGAAAAUUGUUUCUGAAAUUAAAGAUAAACCAAUCGUACAAAUUAAUGAUGAAACUUCAGAUAUUCUAGAAAAUUCUCUAAUAGAGGAACCAAAAGAAAUAAAAGGCAAAGAAAAAUGGAAUUUGCAUACCGCAGUGGACCAAGCAAAUAUAACUUAUAUAGAUCCAAAGGAAUCCUUUAAAACCAGAACAUUUAAAUAUGAGAGGGUAGAAACGAAACUUACAAGUGUUAAACAACUACGUAUGGACGUAGAAAAUAAUUGUAAUAUGAAUUUGAGAGAAAUAUUAGCGAAUCUAAUAUUCAUCGCUUGCAUUGAUUGCCAUCAAUCUUUAAUACAACAUUCUACUAAAUUAUAUUUAUGUAAUACGACGAAAUUAACGGAGGAACUUUUCUACGAGACGUUGUUGUACGACUUUCAAAACUUUGGUUUGAUCAAGUUGUCGAACCCGUUGCCUCUCGAAGAACUGAUGAUGUUAGGUCUAAAGACGCAGGAAACAGAAUGGAACUCACAAUAUGGUGAAAUGUGCGAAGUGGCAAAGCAAAUGACAUUACUUCUGCUCAGUAAGAAGGAAAUGUUGUUUGAAUACUUCUCAUUGGAAAUGAAUGCAGAUGGUGAACUUUUGGCGUUGCCUUUGUUGCUUGAUGGUCACACUCCAUUCAUGGGUGCUUUACCAACAUAUCUAGUUCGUUUAGUUACCGAAGUGAAUUGGGAUUCAGAGAAGGAAUGCUUCGAUACUUUCUGUCGUCAGACCGCCAUCUUUUAUUCUCAACCGAACCCUGAUUCUAUACAAGAAACACAAAAAUCAGAAGAAUGGAAACAAGAACAUGUCAUAUUUCCAGCGAUACGAAGAAAUUUUCUACCUCCAAAUAGAUUUGUGACUAACGGAGUGAUAUUACAAAUAGCAAACUUGAGUGAUUUAUAUAAAGUGUUUGAACGGUGUUGA